Messenger RNA from Fraxinus pennsylvanica, 909 nucleotides. NCBI's taxonomy places the organism in Eukaryota, Viridiplantae, Streptophyta, Magnoliopsida, Lamiales, Oleaceae. The record is from the annotation of a GenBank genome assembly.
AUGAAACUAGUUGCAGCAGCCAAGGUGCGGAGAGCCCAAGAAGCUGUCAUAAAUGGCAGGCCUUUCGCUGAAACCCUUGUCGAAGUUUUGUACAGCAUCAAUGAACAGUGCCAAUUGGAAGAUGUGGAAGUUCCUUUGACGGCCAUUAGGCCUGUAAAGAAAGUUGCUCUUGUGGCUAUAACGGGUGAUAGAGGUCUCUGUGGGGGUUUCAACAAUGCAGUAUUGAAAAAGGUUGAGAACCGGAUCGAGGAAUUGAAGAAUCUUGGAUUGGAUUACACUGUGAUUAGUGUUGGCAAAAAGGGUAAUGCGUAUUUCGGGAGAAGGCCUAGUGUGAAUGUGGAUAGGUUUAUUGGACGAGAGUAUUUUCCCAAUUCGAAAGAAGCUCAAGUAAUUGCCGAUGAUGUGUUUUCGCUGUUUGUGAGCGAGGAGAUAGAUAAAGUUGAGCUAAUUUAUACGAAAUUUGUGUCUUUGAUCAAGUCUGAUCCGGUUAUUCAUUCUUUGCUUCCCUUAUCUGCGAAAGGGGAGGCUUGUGAUGUGAAGGGAAUCAGCAUUGAUGCUAGUGAAGAUGAGUUCUUUAGGCUAACGACUAGGGAGGGGAAAUUGACGGUGGAGAGAGAUCACGCUAUCCGUUUGAGAAGGUCGAUUUUUUCCCCAAAUUAUCAGUUUGAGCAGCAUCCUGCACAAAUUCUUGAUGCAUUGAUGCCACUUUACUUGAACAGUCAGAUUUUGAGGGCACUGCAGGAGUCAUACGCGAGUGAGCUUGCAGCAAGAAUGAAUGCUAUGAGUAAUGCUACGGAUAAUGCAGUUGAAUUGAAGAAGAAUCUUUCAAUUGCUUAUAACCGCGAAAGGCAGGCGAAGAUCACUGGUGAGAUAUUGGAGAUCAUUGCUGGGGCAGAGGCUCUUAAGUAG